AUGGCUGAAGGUGUUUUCUCCGGUGCAAUCGGUAUCGAUUUAGGUACUACCUACUCAUGUGUUGCCACUUACGAAUCUUCUGUUGAAAUUAUUGCUAACGAGCAAGGUAAUAGAGUUACUCCAUCUUUCGUUGCUUUCACCUCAGAGGAAAGAUUGAUCGGUGACGCUGCUAAGAACCAAGCUGCUUUGAACCCAAGAAACACUGUUUUCGAUGCUAAGCGUUUGAUUGGUAGAAGAUUUGACGAGGAGUCUGUUCAGAAUGACAUGAAGACAUGGCCAUUCAAGGUUAUCGAUGCCAACGGUUCUCCAGUCAUUGAGGUUGAAUACUUGGGUGAGACCAAGACUUUCUCCCCACAAGAAAUUUCUGCUAUGGUCUUGACCAAGAUGAAGGAAAUUGCCGAAGCUAAGAUUGGCCAAAAGGUUGAGAAGGCUGUCAUUACCGUCCCAGCUUACUUUAACGAUGCUCAAAGACAAGCUACUAAGGAUGCAGGUGCUAUUGCCGGUUUGAACGUUUUGAGAAUCAUUAACGAACCUACUGCUGCUGCCAUUGCCUACGGUUUGGGUGCUGGUAAGUCUGAGAAGGAAAGACAUGUUUUGAUUUUCGAUUUAGGUGGUGGUACUUUCGAUGUUUCUUUAUUGAACAUCGCCGGUGGUGUUUACACUGUUAAGUCUACCUCCGGUAACACUCACUUGGGUGGUCAAGAUUUCGACACCAACUUGUUGGAACACUUCAAGGGUGAAUUCAAGAAGAAGACUGGUUUGGACAUCUCUGGUGACGCUAGAGCUUUGAGAAGAUUGAGAACUGCUGCUGAAAGAGCUAAGAGAACUUUGUCUGCUGUUGCUCAAACUACCAUCGAAGUCGACUCUUUAUUCGAAGGUGAAGACUUCGAAGCCACUAUCACUAGAGCCAGAUUCGAAGACAUUAACGCUGCUAUGUUCAAGUCUACUUUGGAGCCAGUUGAGCAAGUCUUGAAGGAUGCUAACAUCUCUAAGUCCCAAAUCGACGAAGUCGUUUUGGUUGGUGGUUCCACUAGAAUUCCAAAGGUCCAGAAGUUGUUAUCUGACUUCUUUGACGGUAAGCAAUUAGAAAAGUCUAUCAACCCAGACGAAGCUGUUGCUUACGGUGCUGCUGUCCAAGCCGCUAUCUUGACUGGUUCUAACAUGUCUGAGGACACUAAAGAUCUAUUGUUGCUAGAUGUUGCUCCAUUGUCUCUAGGUGUUGCUAUGCAAGGAGAUGUCUUCGCUUGUGUCAUUCCAAGAAACACUACCGUUCCAACUAUCAAGAAGAGAACUUUCACCACUGUCCACGACAGCCAGACUACCGUUACCUUCCCAGUUUACCAAGGUGAACGUGUGAACUGUAAGGACAACACCUUGUUGGGUGAAUUCGACUUGAAGGGUAUCCCACCAUUGCCAGCCGGUGAACCAGUUUUAGAAGCUAUUUUCGAAGUCGAUGCUAACGGUAUCUUGAAGGUUACUGCCGUCGAAAAGUCCACUGGUAAGACCGCUAACAUCACUAUCUCUAACGCUAUCGGUAGAUUGUCUUCUGACGAUAUCGAAAAGAUGGUUUCACAAGCUGAAGAAUUUAAGGCUGCUGACGAGGCUUUCGCUAAGAGACACGAAGCUAAACAAAGAUUGGAAUCUUACAUUUCCUCCAUUGAACAAACCGUCUCCGACCCAGUUUUGUCUGCUAAGAUGAAGAGAGGUGCUAAGGCUAAGGUUGAAGCUGCUUUGGCUGAUGCUUUCUCUGCUUUGCAAGUUGAAGACACUUCUGCUGAGGACUACAGAAAGGCUGAAAUCGGUUUGAAGAGAGUUGUCACUAAGGCUAUGUCCACUCGUUAA
Molecule: messenger RNA, 1842 nt
Organism: Eremothecium sinecaudum
Lineage: Eukaryota; Fungi; Ascomycota; Saccharomycetes; Saccharomycetales; Saccharomycetaceae
Product: HHR058Cp
Exons: 1
Coding region: 1-1842 (613 amino acids)
Biological process (GO): vesicle-mediated transport; cellular response to unfolded protein; protein refolding
Cellular component (GO): plasma membrane; cytosol; nucleus
Molecular function (GO): misfolded protein binding; ATP hydrolysis activity; ATP binding
Source: RefSeq, a predicted model, not a curated record